UAAACGCCCGCCACCGCCCGGCCGGCCACUCUCUCACACCGUAGCUAGCAUCCAGGAGAGGUCGAGGAACGAGGUCCGUCUCCGCGAGUGUGUCUCCGAGCAGAGGCCGCCGGCCGGCUCUGCUCUGGUCGUCUGCAACUACGAUCUCGGACGGCGGCAUACUAGUCCGACAUCCGUCGCCGGGAGACAGCCGCCGCCACGGCGGUGCACCAGGGCAUAAGUAUUUUUUUUUUCAUCAAUCGAUUUACAGUAUGUAGUACUAUUAAAUAAACACAUUAACUCUAGCCGUGAUUUCAGUUUCCUACAUUGGACAAGUGAAGUGUGGUAGCUGCUCACUGACACAAUGGAACUAGUUGACAUUUGGGCGCCCAUCUUGGCCGAUCCUCUUCCAAGACAACAGGCGGAGAUUAAAAUUCAGUCAACAUAUGUAGAUUAUGGCACCAUGGACUUUCAAGCACUCUUAGAAGGACCCCAUGAUUUGGAUAGAUGGCUGAAAGGUGCAUUCAUUCCUACGUACAUAAAGGAGGCGGAUUUAACUCAUGAGAUUGAAUGUAACAUUUGUUCACCAACUAGUGAUCAUGGCAUGAACAUACAAACACCUAUGCCCGCUCCACCGGAGGCGUUGCCUGAGAAAGAGGAGGCCCCUGUCACCACGACUCUCAACGGUGGAGGAGGAGAAGAGGAGGAGACGAGAGAGGGAGGAGGGGCCAUGUACCCGUCGCCUUGUCAGCAAAGAAGCAGGAGGCUUGCGGCCACCGCCACACCGCCGGUGGAGGGGGCAUGCGAUCUACUAGAUUACGUACCAAAAAGUGGUUGGAGGCAUGGAAGUCAUGUGAGAAGUGCACGCGGGAGAGGAACAUGGUCGAUAAACAUGGAACCAUGCCAAAAACAUGGGCCCAGAAGAACAAUGACCAUUGGACAUCUGAAGAGGUGAAAGAACUAGUGGAUGGCAUAUCUGCAUAUGGGGCUAGCCAAUGGGCUAAGUUGAAGAACGAAAAGUUUCCAAUAUCAGUUCGAACGGCGGAGCAUCUUAAGGAUAAGUGGAGAAACCUAGUGAAAGCCUUCACGGGAAAUGUGAAAAGAAGGACCUCGCCUCGUCUAGAUAGGGAUUGCGUUGAAAAGAUCAAGAGCCUAGCAGCUGAUUACCCUCGAAAAUGAAGCUGCACUGGCGAAUGGUACAAGAAAGGUCAUAUGGUACUUCUGGUGUAGCAAUGGCCCAGCAACAAUAGUUAUGUUGUUUUUCAAGAAGUGGGAAGCAUAGGCUGUCAUAGUAAGUGUGUCGAGAGUAGAGAGUAGAUUGAACCAUCUGGAUGGAGCAGUUUCUAUCUCCUGCCUAACUGCCCUGUGAAUGGGAAUAUCACUCGCUCCUCCGACCUGCUGGCUUGCCGGUUUUGCUACAGUGCUGUAAUUAGGUUGACCUUUCAUUAAACACCAUGGCACAGUGUGCCGUAAUUUUACACA
Molecule: messenger RNA, 1461 nt
Organism: Triticum dicoccoides
Lineage: Eukaryota; Viridiplantae; Streptophyta; Magnoliopsida; Poales; Poaceae
Exons: 7
Coding region: 344-934 (196 amino acids)
Source: RefSeq, a predicted model, not a curated record